AUGAAACUAUGUAUUGAACCGGAUUUGCAAUACCUAGGCAUCAGCGGGGCAGUGACUCAAUUGGCCAUCUGGGAAGUCAGAGACGAAGGAACCGAUGUUCAUCGAUGUAUAACCAAUGAGUUGAGUGAUCAGUCGCGAUUGACAAAUGUGGCUGAUAGACUUCAAGAGAUGGCACAAGUGACCAAGGCAUUUGAUUUCCUGUCUCUAUUCUCUAAGCCAAGCUGUCUAUCUACGGAUGCAGAUCGUGUUUCGGUUGCUAUUUAG
Molecule: messenger RNA, 264 nt
Organism: Rodentolepis nana
Lineage: Eukaryota; Metazoa; Platyhelminthes; Cestoda; Cyclophyllidea; Hymenolepididae
Source: the annotation of a GenBank genome assembly